Molecule: messenger RNA, 1488 nt
Organism: Rotaria sp. Silwood1
Lineage: Eukaryota; Metazoa; Rotifera; Eurotatoria; Philodinida; Philodinidae
Source: the annotation of a GenBank genome assembly
AUGGUAGGCAUCGAUGCAAGAAAUAAAAAUAUUCUUGAUACGAAAUAUAUUUGUCCUUCGUGUUCAUUUAUACUACGAGAUCCUAUACAGUUGACUCAAUGUGGUCAUCGGUAUUGUCAAACAUGUUUAAAUAUUGGACAGGAAACAACAAUGAACUGUCAACAAUGUGAAACAGAAACAUUACCAAUUAACAUACAACUUGAUCGAGGAUUCAAAAAUGAUAUGAAAUUACUAUCUAUUGAUUGUUCUUUUUGUCAGUGGACUGGUAUCUUAAAGAACUAUCAAGAACAUCUUGAUCAAUCACAUACAAAUAUCAAAUGUGAUUAUUGUGGUGAACAGUUCAAUUUAGUUAUCAAAUUCAAUCAGCAUAAAAUCUUUGAAUGUGAACAACUGAUUGUUGACUGUUUAUUGAAAGAUUUUGGUUGUAAUGAACAAGUUAUUCGUGCUAAAAUGAAAUAUCAUUAUUUGACUAAACAGCACCAACAUGCAAUACUCAAUUUUGUUCGUCAAAUGCUGUCGCAAUUACAUAUUGAUCAUUCUCGAACAACAACUACAGAAGUUGUAAAUCCUGUUACAGCUCAAUUAGAAGAACUUUAUAAAAUGCUCAACAUGUUAUUAGAUGGUAUAAGAACAUUGAUUAAUGAUGAACUAUGUCUCAGCAAUGAAUUACUUCAAACAUUGACAGAAAAAUCGAAAGUUAACUUAUCCAUUGAAGAAUCAAAUGUUUUUUUGGACGAAGCUAAACAUAAUCAAUAUUCAUCAUUAUUGCAAGAAAAUAUCAAUGAUUUGCAAUAUGUUUCAUAUGAUGGAACAUUUAUUUGGAAAAUUACAAAUUUUCGAGAGAAAAUGAUUUCAAGUGGUGAACAUAAUCAUUUAUUAGAACCGGAAGAACUUGAAAUCAAACAAUUUCGACAAAAUCUUAAGGAGCGUGUUAUCAGCGAAACAUCACCAAUAUCAAAAAUAUAUGAUGAACAGAUCAGUAAAGCUCAUUUAUCACCAGAUGUUCUUGCAAGUCUUCCACUUGCUCAUGAAAUGCAACCAGCAUUGUGUUACGCACGGCGUAAAUUAACACCUACUCUGCCUACUUCUUUUGCAUUUGAUAUUCCAGAUUGCUAUCAAAGUACAUCAACGGGUGAAAAAUUCUUAUUCUCCGAUUCAUUGGUUCGCCGUAGAGACAGAAUGUUACUUUUCGGCAGCACCAAACAACUUGAAAUAUUAUUUGAUAGUUCAACUGUUUUGAUGGACGGAACAUUUUCUGCAACACCACCAUUCUUCAGUCAAGUGUUUACGUUGCAUGGAUUGAAGUUUGGAUGCAGUUUUCCCUGUGUAUUCGGACUUCUACCUGAUCGUAAGAAAGGAACUUACCAACAUUUAUUUUGUGAAUUAAAAAAUGUUGCUGCAACUAUGAAUCGAGUAUUCAAACCCGAAAAAAUAAUUAGUGAUUUUGAAACUGGUUUAAUUCCGGCAGUAGCUGCUGAAGUAAUUUAA